GCUUGAUUAGUUGUCACUUGUCAGUGUUGGAGGUAGGAUGUAUUGUGGUCUGCUGAGCCUCUCUGCACGUGUUUAUGCCUAUUUUGCCCUUGUAUUGUGGCCUUAUCACCAGUAAUGAUAUUACUGUGUGUUUAAAGGAUGUGUGUGGGGCUUAUUUGUACUUGUAUUUGAUAUUACGGGAUGGGGAAAGUGUAAAUGAGGAAAACAAAGUCAGCACUAGAGAGGACAGCGACACUGGUAUUUUGUGCUACGAAAAAACAAAGCCAGUGAUUUUCAUCAAAUUUAUCAGUAACAAAACCGUAUGAUGACCUUAACAUAGAUGAAAACACUUAACACUUUAAGGUGGCGUCACUUGGAGGCUAGACACCUUGCUGGCUCCACUCCUGUUUAUCAAGUUGCUCUCAAAUGCUUGUGUGUGUGUGAAAUUCAAACACAUGAAUUCCCAUAACAAUGGUGACUUUCAUAGGUGAGGAGAGAGCAGCAGCAAGUUGUGCUUUGUGGUGAGGUUGCGAGCAGCACUGGUGACUUGAUACAUCUUGUGGUAACUUGCCGAGCUGCUGUACAAGUCAGCGUUGAGACUUUGUGGUAUUAAGUGCGAGUGACAGAGGGAGGUAUGAUGAGUCUCCUGCAGUGGAAAAGCGGUUUUGUGUGGCUUGGAGAUUGAAUGUCUGGGGUGUACCCGUGUGGGAGGAUGCGGCAAGCCUCCAGGGUAUGAAGGUGUUGGAGGAGAUGGAGGGAGAGGUGACCGCUGGAGGCGGGGAGAGUGCAGCUCCUGGCUCCCCCCUCCACAAUCCUCAAGAUAUCAACGGUAACCCAACCACACCGGAUAUGCAACUGCAGACGUCAAGAGGCGGUCCGCGGCUCAUCUCAAUCAGCAGGAGUGACCAAGGCUUUGGUUUCACCCUCCGUCAUUUCAUCGUCUACCCUCCGGAGUUGUCGGAGGUGCUGAGUGAGCAUGGGAGAGGGUGGGCAGCUCCUCUCUCCUCUCUGGAUCCCCUUGAUACCAUCUUCGUGAAGCACGUGAGGCCAGGAUCAGCAGCUCACCUGGCUGGCCUCAGGACAGGUGAUCGUGUAGUGAGUGUCAAUGGUGAGAGCGUUGGGUCACGCACUUACCAGGAGGUUGUAGCUACCAUACAACGCUCACCACCCACACUGGAACUCAUGGUAGUACCUCGGGAACAGGAUCUACUGCAGCAGGUGUUUGGAGAAACUGCUCACAAUCCCGAGAGUAACUUGGACAUAAGAAUGCCCAGUCCUGGUCACCUGCCCAUGCAAUACCCCAUUAGACAUCCCACAACAGCUAGUCUGACUCACUUGGCUCUAGGUGUGCCACCAAUGCAAUACCCUCCAAGUCUGUCACAAUCUACUUGGUCUUCUCAGUCUUCUUUGACAUCACACUUGUCUGCAAUGUCUACAGGUCCUCACUUGCCAGCUGUCAUGGUGGCUCAUCCACCGUUCCAUCAAAAGCCUCAUCAACCUUCUAAUGUUUCUCAACCACAUGGAGCACAUAUUCCCAUUCAUUCUCACCAUCAACAGUUAAACAUCCGUGGGAAUCACUCAUCUGUGCCAUACAGACCUGGUACCAGAAAACACUCGCUUUCUGCUGGAGGUGAUAAACAAUCAGCAGCAGCAUCUAGUAAUAGGAAACAGUCAUUAUCUGGUAUGGCAGACAGAAGGCAAGCUGUCUAUACCAUUCAGAAUAGUCUGUCAUCUGUGCCUCAUCAUGUGCCUUCAUUACCAGGGAAGCAAAGUCCCUUGCCUACAAGUACAAAUACAUUGGGAAGUUCAACACACUCUUCUUUAAAUGAACCUUCUAAUAAUUCUGUAUUUGGUGUUUACGAACCAAUUCUUGACCGAGCUAUGGGAAGAGGGAGUUUCAGGGACAGCAGGAGACUGGAACGUGACCCUGAUGGGCGUAUAUAUGAAGUUGUGCAGACUAGAUAUGUAGAUAAUAAACAUAAAAGUGGUAGUGGUAAUAAGAAAGCAACUGUGAAACAGGGUGCACAUAGUAUUAGAAACAAUCCGGGAAGUCAUAGUGAUAGAAAGUCAUCAGUUGGUGGAGAGGCUGAUGCUAAACGAGUUCGUGUACAAUCACUUUCCCCUCCCAGAUUAAAAGUAGAUCAAAUUCACGCGCGUAGUGCUAGUGUGCAUCCAAGAGCUAAAGGCUCGAGUGUCAGUUCUAGUGAUGUACAUGUGCCUGGCAGUCACCAGAGUCUCAGCAGCACAAAGGGUGAAGCACUGUCACGGAGCAGCAAUAAACAUAACUCGUAUUCAAGGAGAAGUUGCACAGAACCAAUCCUUAGUACCAAGGAAAGUUCCCAAACUAAUGACAGAUCGACACAAGAGGUCAUUGAGAGAAUUAAAAAGAAUGUUGAGAGAAAAGAAGAAUUCUUGAAAAGACCAAAUCAGCCUAUCUGGCUUCCGGCAAGCAAAACACCAAUUAUCCAUAGUGAUUAUCACGUUAAUCCACAGAGACUUCCACGGCCAAUGUGGCCACCGCCAGCAGCUCAAACUCCACCAUCUCCUGGUUCUUUAACAAAGGCCCUAAAUUUUAUUGUUGGUCCUAAACAAGAUCAGGUACGGAAAUCAAAGUCAGACGUGGAUGAGAGACAAUCCUCAGACAAUAGUGGUGCAAGUGAUAGAGGAACUAAUGUACCUGGAUCUCCAUCAUCCCUGCAGAGCAGUGAUAAAACAGAAUCUUCAACAGAUUCACUAUUACCAAGUGGAAGUGAGUGUGUUACAGAAAACCAAAACCUGUCUUCAGCUCAAAAUGCUUCUAAUGUAUUACCUCGUUCAUUAGUUGGCAAUGCUGUACCCAAGCCAUAUAGUGGAAGUACUUCUGAGGUUAGUCCAGCUAAUGCCAGAUAUGGAAAAGCUUUUGUAACUACACUGUCUCGCAUUCAAGAAAAUAUUCCCAUACCAGAACUUGGCUCAUCUUCAUCCCUCACGAGCCAAGGUCAUGCAGGCAGUAAACAAGGUGAUUCAUUUCAUGGUGUUACUCCGGGUGGAACCCCAAGUGGCAGUGAGUCUUCCCUUAACUCUUCGGUUAUACGUCCAAUUCCAUUAGCCUGGGUGGGUGAUAAUGAACGCAUAAAGCAGCUUCAAAUUGUAUCAAAGCGAGCCAAACAGUUUGAAAAUAGCCAAUUAGAGAAGGAAGCUUCAUCAAAAUCUGCAUUUCAUCGCUUUGAGUUGUCCCGACUAUCACAGCGUUCUAAGAUUCCAAACGUAGCGCAAAGGAAGCAAGAGUUUGAGAGGAGAGAUGGUGACCAGCUUUCACGUGGUUUUGAGUUUGAAUUUGGAACUCACUACAAUAACUCCCCAAGGCAGCGUAAGAGUGCUGAAUUAGUACGAAGUAAUGUGGUGUCUCAAGAUCUGUCCCCAUCAUCCACAAAAGUGUUUAGAUCUCUCUCUGACGGAGGCAAUGUCUUCCCUGUCAGUAGAAGACUCUAUUCACCAGGACAUGAUGGAGGAAGAAAUUCUCCAUCAGUCGUGGAUGAAUCUUCUGUUUUCCGAUGUGGUAUGAAUCGUACAAUUCCAGUUGGUGGUCCACACAUUCACUGUGCACCACCCUCUCAUAGACCUCAGAGUGACUCUGGUAUUUUAGAGAGAGAGCGAUCAAAUUCGGUGUGCUCACAGGCAUCUAUGACAAGCCUGUGGUCUACAAGGUCCAUGGAUGAAACUGGCACUGCCAGACAAAAGCCUGUAGCUCGUCAGAACUCAUAUUUGAGUGCUCUUCGUUCUCCUCUACCUGUGACCACUGGAACUUCUAGUGCGGGCGGGCCAGGCACUGCUGUAGCCACCUCAGCAGCGACCCCCACCAGUAGUACCUCCGUCAGCGCCCCCAGCAGCGCCCCCAGCAGCAGCGAGGCGCUAGUGGCUCGGAGGAAUAAAACGCUAUAUGGUGACGAGGGUGAGAGGCUGGUACGACGAGUAUCGUAUCUGAAAGCAACUUCUGGGGAUCGUAUGUAUUCCGACUCCGACCUCGACUCUGAUAACGACGAGAGAAGUGGUGUGCGUCUAGAGGAAGGCGAGGUGUUGAGGGCAGGGGGUGUGUCCUCCCUCGUUGAUUCCUCGUGUGUAGGUGAAUUGCCCUCCCCUGCCUCUCUGCAGGCAGAUGUGCUCAGGCAGGGCGCUCUCCACGUCAAACUCACCAUGGUGGACGGCAAGAAAGCUGGUGACCGGUCGUGGAAGGCAGUGUGGGCCGUGGUCCAGGGACACGCUAUUAUCUUCUACAAGGACCGUCAACAUGCCUUGCAGGAUGAUGAAUUAGACAAGCCUCACCUUCCCUGGGUAGACAGUGCUGCAGUAGAACUUAAGAAUGGAGGAGCACUACAGGAGGUCUACUGGUUUCACAAACAGACACCAUUGGGAGUGGAGGAGCAGGUAACUCUGCGAGGUGCUGAGGUUGACGUUGCCAGUGACUACACCAAGAGACGAAAUGUGCUGCGUCUGGCCACCCCUGGCGGCUCCCAGCUGCUGCUCCAGGCUGACACUCCACCAGAGAUGUUGGCCUGGCUCUCCACCCUCCAGAAUAAUUGUGCCUUACAGGAAGGAGAAGCAGGCAGCAAGACCCCCAUAAACAACAACAACAUAUCUCCACAAUCCAGCAAUAAAGCAAUGAGGAAGCUGACAUCUCUAAGAACACGCUCCCCCACUGGCCAGUCUCCAUCAACAAAAGCACGCAAACCCAGUAGUGUUGAGAGCAAUUCUUCACCAAAAUCAAAAACGUGGAGAGGUCAUUUAAAGAGGCCUUUUAUGAAGAAAGUUCACAGUGGGUCUCCAGCUAUCACUCCAACCAUGCCACUGCCAGAGGGAGCGACCAUUGGGGUCUGUCUAGAGGAGUGCCCUCCGUCACUUGAGAACGAAUACGUGCCACUGCUUGUUGCUCUGUGUAUAAAUGUAGUAGAAAGUCGAGGCUUGCAGACGCAAGGCAUUUACCGCAUUCCUGGUAACAAAGCAGCUGUCACCCACUUAAGUGAGAUGAUAAACAAAGAUCCCAAAUCAAUUGACUAUGAUGAUCCAAGAUGGUGUGAUGUAAAUGUUAUAUCCAGUAUGUUGAAGCAGUUCUUCCAGAAACUUCCUGAUCCACUGUUUACAAUUGAACUUUAUCCGUUAUUUAUUGAGGCAAGCAAAGUUGAAGAUCCCAGCCAAAGGAUGGUGGAACUAAAGAAACUGGUUCAAGAACUGCCAUAUCACCACUAUGAGACCCUGCGAUUCUUAAUAACGCACUUAAACAAUAUCGUCACCCACUCUGACAUGAAUAAGAUGGACGUUCGUAACCUUGCUAUUGUCUUUGGACCAACACUUGUUCGCUCAGGGGAUGAUAAUAUGGUCACAAUGGUUACUGAUAUGUCUCAUCAGUGUCGUAUUGUUGAAACACUUAUUAGUCAGGCAGCGUGGUUCUUCAGCGAAGAUGAUGGAGAUGAAAUAAUACCACCAGUUUCCAAUCAGUCGGUUAUCCAUAGUCCUUCAGGUGAAUCUGUGCCUCCCUCAGAUACUGACACUCCUUCCAGCCAAGCUCUUCUUCUUCAUAAUAUUCAAAAGGUUGAAGGUAAUGUAAAGGCAGACAUGAAGAAGGAUAUUGUCUCUUCGAUCAUCUCUGCUGCUAAUAGAAAGGUUCAUAAAGUGAAGUGCAAAAAAGCUACAGAAGACAAGCCAGUUGAUGACUCAAAAUACAGUGAUAAAGAUGGAGGUUUUGAGGAGCGUGAUAUAGACAAAGAAGCAGAAUUAAGAAAACAAAGGUUACUAGUGAAACAAAUUGAAAGUAUGGUAGAACUGCCUAACCCAAAACCCAUGAGUGAGCGAAAAAUAUCUAAUAUGAGCCUUAUGAGUGUUCAAAGUCAUUCUUCUGGUGUAUCUAAUGUAUCACAAAGCCUUAAUAAUGAUAGGACUAGUGGUAGUGAACAAACACAUCUGGGCAUAUCUGGAGAGAAUAUCCAUCCAUUUUGUGUUAUAAAGAAGAAUGGAGUUGCUUCCAGUACAGCAUCUAUAUCACUACCCACUAGUACUACCACAAAUACUACAGCUACUACCAGCCAGCAAUCUAGUCAUUUAGCCCCAGAAAUGGCCUCUCUUUUUGGAGAUGAAGUUGCUAUUCGAUCAUAUGCCGGCCUCAGUGCAAGUACUCAAGAGCGAAUACGGAGGUUUGAGAUGGAGACACGUGCUAUGCUUCAUCGGGAUCUGACUAGACAUCGGCGUGAAAUAGAGAGAAGGGAUGUUGAGAGGCAAAGACUUGAGGAAUUAUGGCAGCGAGCAAAACAAGACAUGGAAUCUGAAGAUAUUUUAGACCAGAUGGCCGACAAUCCUACAGAGGUUGUUCGCAAGAUUUCCGACCUCUCAUGGCGUCUGAAAGGCUUAAGCGAGAGUGUGGGUGGGGAGCGAGGAUCAUUGGCUUCUCAGAGUUCCAGCUCUAGUUCCCAGGCUGCUAUCAUCUCUGCAGCCCUCUCUCACCAUCCUCUCUCUAACACCUCACUUACACCCACCACUAAUUCCACCACCCAGGUACCUAACAACUACUCACAGCCUCCCGUUAUUAAGAUAGUCAGUGAACCUUCAGUAGGGAUGGCAUGUGAUAUUACUAAUGAUGGUAAGCAUGGCAUGAUGCAACAAAACUCACUUCCUUGGCUUGAUUAUAAUGCAGCUUCACCUCACAGUACUCUAGGCUCAACUUCAUCCUCUGGGAGCUCAGGUUAUGGAAGUUUAACCCGUUCAUAUCAAGCAAGUAAUCUGGGUGAUGCUGAAGAUACAGUUGGGAGAACAGUUGAAGAAAGCUGCCCAACUGAGUCCAGUAAAUCUGUGACAAAGCCCUGCACUGUAUCUCAGCAGUCUUCUCCUUCAAAUCGAAAAAAGAAAAAAUCUGGCUUCUUAUUUGGUUUGACUUCUUCUUCCUCAUCUCCUUCACUCUUUCCUUCUAUGACUGAAGCUGCCGCUGAACUAACUCCAACACGUAAAAUUGGCCAAACAACCAUUUACCCUGAGAGUCCCCGACCCCCACCUCACAAUGAUCACGCUUCUUCACGGUCUCAGUUAACCGUUCCAAGUACCACACUAAUCCCUCAACCUAAUACACCUCUCCAGGGACGCCACAAAGAUUCCAUUCUGCACCAUAUCCUACCUAGUCGUCUGUACCACUCUCCUCGUCCCCUUCGCCGAGGAUCCUCUGCUGAGAACGUGACUCAACCGCUCGUCACCCCUAUCUCCCCUUCCACCUUUGACACCCAGAAGGUCGUGAAUAAUGGCACUUUGAAGAGAGCUAGAACCAGCAGGGACCAGAUUUUAAAUGGUCCUGAAACUGGAAUGCCGCGAUGUGGUUCAUUGGACUCUCUGCGAGAUGGCCCUCACAUAACACACGAUGAUGGUAGUGAUCUGCUGAGUGCCAUCACUGCCACAUUCGAGGAGAAGAUGCGGAGCCUCCAAGAGUCUCCUUUGGGCCUAGUGAAUGCAGUGACUGAUGCCAUCAGCAGCCCUGACUUUUACCCAGUAGCAGGUCAGCCAAAUGACCAUACCACGAGAGGAAACACAGAGUGUCGUUUAUACCGUGAUCCUUCCCUUCACCGCCGCCGCACCAAUCCCCGUAAUCCAUCUACCAACACCAGUACAACCUCAACCUCCACUGCUUCCAGUGCAGCUCUCACCUCAACCAUUUCCCAGGUAGAGGCUGCCAGUCAGGCUGUCAAGUUCUUAGAAAAUGAUAAGUUACUGAGUGAAGAUGUAAAACAUGAAGUAAAAGUAAAGAGGUCAGAUUCCUUGACUAAAUCAGAGAAAACUGAAAAUAACUUAAAAGAAAAAACUGAAAAAAGGGCUCGUGAAUUAAAGCGCACUGACACUCAAGAAAGCCUUAGUGAAAAAAAACCUAAAGAAAUGAAAAGGUCUGAUAAUCAGGAUGGUACAGAAAGGUCACGAGAUUUAUCUAAGAAAUUAGAGGUAAAGGAUAAUUCAGUUGGAUCUGCUAGGCGCACUUCUGAAGUGAGAAGCAGAAGACACAAUGUCAAAGAAUUAAAAGAAAAAUUCGAACAAAAUACAAGCAAUCAAACUAGUACCAGUCCCAUGAAACCAUCCAAUAUGUAUAGUAAUGUAAAUAAUAAUAGUAAUAAGACAAACAAAUCAAGUAUGCGGCGAACAGGGUAUCGUGGACACAUUAAGAGACGACACACUGUGGGUGGUACGAAGGACCUUGCAAAGUGGGCGUGGUUGCAGAGUGCUGAGGCAUCUAGAAAUGCUUCAUGUGCCAUCCGUCUCUCGGCAUGGGAACGCUUGCAACCCUUAGUGGCAGAUGAGAGACUAAACACUGACAGGACAUUAGAAGCAUGGUUAGCCCAUGAACGCAUAAGAACAUCUUCACCUGACCUAUCAAGACCUCAGCAGUUGGUAUUCUCCUGUGACUUAGACGACAAAGAAAAUCUUCACCGUCGUCUCAGUGUACAAGAAGCAAUGUUGAAUCCUCUCUAUCCUGUACUAGAAAGUCAUGUGUAAUGGAGUAUGGAUUAGGCCAUCAUCAGUAUCCAUGUUACUAAGCUCAUUGCCUCCAUUACCUACCAUGUGUUUUCAAAGGUACUGUACAAUCUUUAUAUGAACAGUGUUAAGACUGUUACAAACAUUGAAAGUGUUGGGAUUUUGAGAAGGGUAAUGAACAGUGCUGUGAUUUUUGUCUUUUUAAGUGUUGUUUCAGAAGCAUAUCAUAGUAUGUAUGUAUGUAGAUUAUAUAUGUGUGUGAGAUACAUAUAUAUAAUAUAUAUACAUAAUAUAUAUAAUUUUUUUAACUCAAUAGCCAUCUCCCACCAAAGCAGGGUGACCCAGAGAAGAAAACUCGUUCACUCAAUUGCCAUCUUUCCAGAAGUGUGGUGUCAUUACAGUUAGCUACCCCUCCCUUCAGAGUACAGGCACUAUCCUUCCCUCCUCCAGAACUCAAGUUCAUCUAACUGGUUUCCCCUGAAUCCCUGAAUAAAAGUUACCCUGUUCACACUCCAACAGCAGGUUCAUUAAAAAAACACUUGCCUCCAGUUAUUCUAUCUAACAUGCUCUCACAAGCCCCUAAACCUUGUGUCUCCUCCCUCCCAGAUUUAUACACCUUCUUCAUCAACCUAUCCUACAUGCCCAAACCACCUCAGUAACUCAGCUUUGAAUUAUACCCUAUUUGUCUUUUAAUUUCUACACUCCGAAUUCUCUGAAUGAUAUUCACAUCACCCAUUACUCUCAUACAUAACAUCUCCAUGAUCUCUAGUCUUGUUUUUGCUGAAGCAUUCAAAACCUGUGCCUCACACCCAUAUAGAAGUGUUGGUACUGCUAUACCUUGGUACAUUUCCCUUUUGCCAUCCUUUUGCCUGGCCCAUGGCCGGGCUCAGAGAGUAGAUAAACUCUUGAAACUCUUCAAAGGUAAGGGUAUUGAUAAACUUCUUUCAUUCCACAGAUACUUUAACACACCACCCACCUUUUUCUUCCCUCUUAUUUUGUUUUGCCUUAUCUUUCAGAGACCCAUCUGCUGAUAUGUCCACUCCCAAAUAUCUAAAUACAUGUAUAUCCAUUUCUUCUAUACUCCAAUCUAAUAGUGCCUAGACUUUUGGUUACCCUCAUCACCUUGCUUUUUUCUAUGUUCACUUCUUAUUAUCUCAGUUGGCAUACCCUCACAUUCAUCCACCAACCUUUGUAAUUUGCCUUCAGAAUCCCCUGAAAGAAUUGCUAUCAACAAAGAGUAGCUGGGAAUACUCCUACUCUGUAUCAGAUCCAACAUUUUUUAGUCCAACACACGUUCCCAACACACUAGCAUUUACUUCUUUCACAUCCCCAUCUAUAAAUGUGUUAACCAUGGUGAUAUGUAUUUCUAAAGUCCUACUUUCACUGGGAAAUAGUCCCCCCUCCUAUAUAUUCUAAUCUGAGCCUCACUCUGCAUAAAAACUAACUGCUCUUAGUAACCUUUCUCCUAUUCCAUACAUUUGCAACACCUUCCAUUUAUUCAUCUUAUCAAGUGCCUUUUCUAAAUCCACAAAUUCAAUAAACAGCUUGUUAUCUAAGUACUGCUCACUACAUGCUUCAUUGUAAACACAUGGUCUACACAUCCCUUGCUUUUCCUUUUUCCCUUAUACAGUAAUACCUCAGUUUUCGUCCUUAAUCCAUUCCAGAAGGUCGUCCGAAAUCUGAAAUGGACGAAAACCGAAGUAAUAUUUCCUAUAAGAAAAAAUGUAAAUCCAAUUAAUCCGUUCCAGACACCCAAAAAUAUUAACAAAAAAUACAUUUUAUAGAGAAUAACUAUAGUUUUACAUAAAGAAAACAAUGAGAAAUAAAUAUAAAACACUAAUUUUAAUGGAUAAAUGAACGUUUAAAUCAGUUUUACCUUUAUUGAAGACUCUUGGCAUAUUCUUUACGAGAUCCGCAUGCAACUGCCUUUUUGCCUUUUUACAAACUAUCACCUCCACAACACUGUCUCCCACUAACUGUUUUUCAUUGAUCCAUACCAACAACAACUUCUCAACAUCUUUGAUUGUUUGCCAUCACUACCACCCUCUACCACCAUCACUACCACUCUCUACUACCAUCACUACCACUCUCUACCACCAUCACUACCACUCUCUACCACCAUCACUACCACUCUCUACCACCAUCACUACCACUCUCUACCACCAUCACUACCACUCUCUACCACCAUCACUACCACUCUCUACCACCAUCACUACAACUCUCUACCACCAUCACUACAACUCUCUACCACCAUCACUACCACUCUCUACCACCAUCACUACCACUCUCUACCACCCUCUACCACCAUCACUACCCCUUCUACCACCAUCACUACCAUCCUCUACCACCAUCACUACCACCUUCUACCACCAUCACAACCACUACCACCCUUUACACGAUCACUACCACCCUCUACCACAUCACUACUACCCUCUACCUUUGUACAGAGUGGUAGUGAUAUUUCUUCACAAAAUUUUGCAACUCAUUCUACGAGUUCUUUCUUGAAUUCUAUCAUGUUUCUCACUUUCUUUACAAAAGGGCUGGCACUCUGAACCUUUUUUUGGCCCCAUGGUGGUAUAUUUCACAGUAGCAAUCAAUAAACAAGCACAAAAAACAAUGGAUGAAAUCAUGGAGUAUUGUUAACUCAGAGAGAGAGAGGCAGACCGAGUCUGGUACGCGUGAGAAGUGGCAUCCUGGGCAAGUGGACACAUCUGAUACGGACGAUUUCUGAGCAGAUGUACGAAACUCGGGGGAAAAUUUUGCCGAAAAAAAGUGCUCGAAUUGUAUGAUUUCUGCACCGGUCCACUGUAUAAAGGGAACAUGCAUGCUCACUGCCAGUCCUUUGUUACCUUUCCUUCUUCAUGAAUAUAUUGAACAAACAUCUUCCCUACCUGCCUUUAACAUUGUCUUAAUCCCCCAACUGCUUUACCCUCUUUCAGUCUACCCACAGCUUCAUGCACUUUCCUCACAUCCACUUAGGCGGCUUCUCAUUUCUAUAUGAUGUUAUCCAUCCUUGCCCCAUGCAUGAAAUCACUUCUUCUUCAUUACUAGUAUUCAACAGCUCAGAAAUCUUUCAUCUGUCCAGUACUUCCACUUCUGCAUCUAACAUCUCCCCUCUUUCAUUCCUAACUUCUUAGUCCAUUUGCUCUCCAGUCUUUGACACUUUAUUGAUCUCCAAAAUUGCUUCAUACUCAGUAAAAUUUGCUUCCACUGGCUCUUCGUUUGCACACUCACACAUACAUGUGUAUUUUUUUCUUUGGAUCACCCUGCUUUGGCAAGAGACAGCCAUUGCGUUAAAAUUGUAUAAUUAUAUUAAUAUAUAUUAAACAUAUAUUAAUAUAUAUUAUAUAUAUUUAUAAUAUAAAUAUAUAUAUUAAUAAAAAUAUAUAUUAGUAUAAAUAUAAUUAUAUAUACAAAUACACAAGCUUGUCAUGUACAGGUCAUUGUCGUAACUCAUCAUGUAUAUAUAAAUUUUAUAGGUUUUACUUAUUUCAUCGCAUUUCACCUGUAUAAUAUUCAAAUAUGAAUAUAUGGGAUAAAUAUAGCAAGAGUUUAUCAGCUUUGUAUAUAUCAUGCCAGUCUUGCAAAGCAAGAAUUACAUGUUGCAUGGAUAUAAAAGCAAAGGUUCAUGGAUGCUUGUGGCAUACAUUACUAAAAUGUGGCAUAAAGAGUAUUUCCUAAAUAGCAAAAUUGCAGCUGCUUUGCAUGUGUAAACAUGAAAACAUUGGUAUUUAAUACAUUGUUCAAUACUUUGUAGCAUAAUUGGUAUGAAUUGAAUGCUUUCGUAUAGAAUAAGAAAGUCGGAUACUUCCUAUCUUUUAUUAGCUACAAGUACGUACUAUGCCAGUGGAAGAUGCAUUAAUCUAUAAGAAACCAUUGUAAUAUAUUAGGUUACAAUGGUUCAGUUUUGAAGCCUUUAUAAAUAUUAUUUCUGCUGAAUAAAUAAUGUUCUUGUUAUUUUUCACAUUUUAUAUCCUCCCUGAAAUAUAUUUCAAAUAGCCAUAGAAUGUGUAAAGAAAAUAAAGUUUUGUAUCAGUAAUAAAUAUGAUUUCUAUUCAAUAUUACCAAUAUCACAAAAUUGUGUAAAAUAAAAGUAUCUUUAUUA
Messenger RNA from Cherax quadricarinatus, 12556 nucleotides. It is a transcript of the gene RhoGAP19D, whose product is annotated as Rho GTPase activating protein at 19D. Lineage: Eukaryota; Metazoa; Arthropoda; Malacostraca; Decapoda; Parastacidae. Gene Ontology annotation, biological process: signal transduction. The record is from RefSeq and is a predicted model, not a curated record. Gene Ontology annotation, molecular function: protein binding.